Jaculus jaculus (lesser Egyptian jerboa) is the source of this 7314-nucleotide messenger RNA. It is a transcript of the gene Slc5a3, whose product is annotated as solute carrier family 5 member 3. Lineage: Eukaryota; Metazoa; Chordata; Mammalia; Rodentia; Dipodidae. The transcript has 2 exons. Gene Ontology annotation, biological process: transmembrane transport; myo-inositol transport; inositol metabolic process. Gene Ontology annotation, cellular component: plasma membrane. The coding region runs from base 658 to 2814 and encodes 718 amino acids. Gene Ontology annotation, molecular function: D-glucose:sodium symporter activity. The record is from RefSeq and is a predicted model, not a curated record.
AGAGAGAAAAUAGGAGUAGGCUAGGUAAAGAGAAAGGUGUGUGCUGCAGGCAGAGGGCAAAGGUCAGGAGGGAAAUGGCCCGCUGAAAACUCUGGGGGUUGUAAGCAGGAGGGAAUCAUGGAAUGGUAUGGUGAGGAGUGGCCAAAGGAACAGAGACACUCAGGGGCCCUGUGGAGCAAAGGGCUUUAUAAGCCCCGAGGAGGAAGCUUGGCUUCUUCCCGGGCGCAGUGGGGAGCCACCUCAGUGGCCAGGCUGGGAGAGGCUGAAUCGGGUUUGCAUUUUCAGGAACACCCUUUGACUACAGCUUGGAGGACGGUGACCAGGGUUGGUACAAUAGGCUUCACUAGACUUAGCUGCAACUCAGAAUUUCUCCUCCAACACCUGAGUAAAUGCUGAUGGUCUUGUGGAGAGUGGAUUAAAAGUACGAGCUAAGUUCUCAAUCCCAAUUACGAAGCGGAGGAAAAUUUAAACUGUCUCCUUCCAAGUUUAUCACAACCACCACCAUCAAGACAGCAAACCAAAGGACAAAGACUUUGACCUGCUGUGUCUGUGUAGUCCAGUUCACGUACGGUUUACAGACUUGGCUGGGGUUACUAAUAAGUCAUAAAAAGUUGGACACUUCUGUCAUUUGGACAUUUUUAUUCACAAGUGACCAGAAUGAGGGCUGUACUGGAGACAGCAGACAUUGCCAUAGUGGCCCUGUAUUUUAUUCUGGUCAUGUGCAUUGGUUUUUUUGCCAUGUGGAAGUCUAAUAGAAGCACCGUGAGUGGAUACUUCUUGGCGGGGCGCUCUAUGACCUGGGUAGCGAUUGGUGCCUCUCUGUUUGUGAGCAAUAUUGGGAGUGAGCACUUCAUUGGGCUAGCAGGAUCUGGAGCUGCCAGUGGAUUUGCAGUCGGCGCAUGGGAAUUCAAUGCCUUACUGCUUUUACAACUUCUGGGCUGGGUUUUCAUCCCAAUUUACAUCCGGUCAGGGGUAUACACCAUGCCCGAAUAUUUGUCCAAGCGAUUUGGUGGGCAUAGGAUUCAGGUCUAUUUUGCAGCCUUGUCUCUGAUUCUCUAUAUCUUCACCAAGCUUUCAGUGGAUUUGUAUUCAGGUGCCCUCUUUAUCCAGGAAUCCUUGGGUUGGAACCUUUAUGUGUCUGUUAUCCUGCUCAUUGGCAUGACUGCUCUGCUGACUGUCACUGGAGGCCUUGUUGCAGUGAUCUACACAGACACUUUACAGGCUCUGCUCAUGAUCAUUGGGGCACUCACACUUAUGAUCAUUAGCAUGAUGGAGGUUGGCGGGUUUGAGGAAGUUAAGAGAAGGUACAUGAUGGCUUCACCCAAUGUCACUUCCAUUUUGUUGACGUACAACCUUUCCAACACAAAUUCUUGUAACACCGAUCCCAAGGAAAAUGCCCUAAAAAUGUUGCGAGGUCCAACAGAUGAAGAUGUUCCAUGGCCUGGAUUUGUUCUUGGGCAGACCCCAGCCUCAGUAUGGUACUGGUGCGCUGACCAGGUUAUCGUGCAGAGGGUCUUAGCAGCCAAGAACAUUGCUCACGCCAAAGGCUCUACUCUUAUGGCUGGCUUCUUGAAGCUUCUACCAAUGUUUAUCAUAGUUGUGCCAGGAAUGAUUUCCAGGAUACUGUUUACUGAUGAUAUUGCUUGCAUCAACCCAGAGCACUGCAUGCAAGUGUGCGGAAGCAGAGCCGGGUGCUCCAAUAUUGCAUACCCACACCUGGUCAUGAAGCUGGUGCCUGUGGGCCUUCGGGGUUUGAUGAUGGCCGUGAUGAUUGCAGCCCUGAUGAGUGACCUGGACUCGAUCUUUAACAGUGCCAGUACCAUAUUCACCCUUGAUGUGUACAAACUCAUCCGCAAGAGUGCAAGCUCCCGGGAACUAAUGAUUGUGGGCAGGAUAUUUGUGGCUUUUAUGGUUGUGAUCAGCAUAGCAUGGGUGCCAAUCAUUGUGGAGAUGCAAGGAGGCCAGAUGUACCUUUACAUCCAGGAGGUGGCGGAUUAUCUGACCCCUCCCGUGGCGGCUCUCUUCCUCCUGGCAAUCUUCUGGAAGCGCUGCAACGAGCAAGGGGCAUUCUAUGGUGGAAUGGCAGGCUUUAUUCUUGGAGCUGUCCGUUUGAUACUGGCGUUUACAUACCGUGCCCCAGAAUGUGACCAACCUGACAACCGGCCGGGCUUCAUCAAGGACAUCCAUUAUAUGUAUGUGGCCACAGCGUUGUUUUGGAUCACAGGACUCAUUACUGUGAUUGUUAGCCUGUUCACAGCACCUCCCACAAAGGAGCAGAUUCGCACCACCAUCUUCUGGUCCAAGAAGAUCGUGGUAACGAAGGAGAGCUGCUCUCAGAGAGACGAGCCGUACACAAUGCAAGAGAAGAGCAUCCUGAGGUGCAGCGGGAGCGCCGAGCCCAUCAACCAGGUCAUUCCCAAUGGGAAAUCUGAGGGUAGUAUCAAGGGCCUUCAGCCAGAAGAUGUUAAUCUACUGGUGACAUGCAAAGAGGAGGGCAACCCAGUGGCUUCCUUGGGUCACUCAGAGGCCGAAACUCCAGUGGAUGCUUAUUCCAAUGGGCAAGCUGCUCUCAUGGGUGAGAAAGAGAGAAAGAAAGAGACGGAGAAUGGAAGUCGGUACUGGAAAUUCAUAGACUGGUUUUGCGGUUUCAAGAGUAAGAGCCUCAGCAAGAGGAGUCUCAGAGACCUGAUGGAUGAGGAGGCCGUUUGUUUACAAAUGUUAGAAGAGACUCCACAAGUUAAAGUAGUACUAAAUAUUGGACUUUGUGCUGUGUGUUCGCUUGGAAUUUUCAUGUUUGUUUAUUUCUCCAUAUGAACUUAAGGAUAUGGUGAGACACUUAAGAAAAUACUGAUCUUUGGGAAAAAAAAAUGUAACUGUUGCAUCUCUCAGGCAUUGUUUACGCUGAAGGUUUUAGCCAAAUUUUACUUAGUAGAAAAUCAUCUAUUUGCAAGACUUUAUUUCCCCAGAGAUGGACAAAAGUAAAUCUUCAAUUUAAAUGAAGCAAAACAGACUGAAUUGUGUAAAAAUGUGGUUUAGAAUUUUCCAUACCAAAGUUAAGGAGAGACCAUUCGUUCUCAUAGGUCACAUAGAGAAGAACAUAUGUUAAGGUGUCAUGGGUAAGGUGUUGUCUGCACUGCCAAGUCUCAGUAGACCUUACGAUGAAGUAGAUUUGCUCAUUUGUAAGUUUUUUGUCUUUGUAAUACCCACUGUGAUAAACUGAAUUUGUAGAGACUGAUCAGUUAUAUAUUGAAAGUCUAAUAUGCUUGGAUGGUAAUAAUUUCAGGACAAAUUAGUUUGCCAGGUCUUUUUGUUAGCAUGAGUCUAUGGAUUCUGCUUGCCCCGAGAAAGGAAGAAUGUUCCCCUGUAGGUAUUUUUGUACCACCUGUAUGUAGACUUUUGGGAGGUGGUGAUGGGCUUUAGCCCAGUCCCGCUCCCUAAGUUUUGUUUCCCUUCUGUCAUGGAAGCUUAAGUGGACCAUACUCAACUACCAAGUCUGUCUAUAAAGUUACUUGUUACAGUUGUGUUUUUUUUACAUUAUUAUGAGGGGGAAGUAAAUGUUGCUGAUGAUCCCCCCCCAGAUGUUGACCAAAUUAAAAUUAUUUUAAAAUACAGUUUGGGAAUUACCAGCUAUAAAGUAGCACUUGAUUAACUUAUGCUAAAUAUUUUCUAGCUUCUUCAUGUCAUUUUUAUAGCAUUCUUUGUUAAUUGGCCAAGAGCCUUUCCAACUGGAUCCAAUUGAAAGAUAGUGUCCAGUGUUGUGAGGAAGAGUAGACAUAGCUUUUGUGUGCUGGGAGGGAAAAGUCUAAAUCUGAGACCAUAUUCUAUUCCUCACAAGUUCUUUUCCUGAUUUUUGUUUUUCUCAAAAGAUGUGCCAUUGGCACAUAGCCUCUGCAGCUUUAUAUCCGUAGUCUGUCAGAGCAUGAGGGUGUUUCAGUAGAAGCUGGUCGUUAAGUAAUAGGAAACUGGAAGUGUACACUUGCCAUUGAUGAGUUAUCUUUGUAGGCUUUCUGUGGGAUGGAUACCAUGUUCAGAAGGUGCCAGGAACAACCAGUGUUGCUUGUAGAGAACAUUGGAAGACUUGUGAUGAUAGAUUUUAUCUUGACAUGGCUUGGUGCUCAGUUGAAAUAUCCAUGGGUAACAAGUCUUUUUCACAGGCUAUUUUUCUCCUCAGUGAACUAGGAUACAAAAGAUGUUAGAGAAGAAUUUUACAGAUGACGUAGGUCUGUGUCCUCAACACUGCCCCUUUUCCUCUGAAAGAUGAAGAAAGCCAAUUGUGUAUCUACUUUCUUUGACUUUCUGUAAGCUGAUAACUUUUUAAAAUGCAUGAUUUUUAUUAAGCCUUGUACUUAGGAAAAAUUAAUUACUUUUAUAGGUAAUUUUGUAGAUUUUGAAUCAAAACUCAGUCCUAAUACUAAAUUUUUUUGUAAUACAUAAACUAGUUUGUUAGUGAUGGACUUGACUAGUCCGAAGUUGAUUUUAGGAACUAUCAGGUAGCAUACUGUCUUCCUGUUUUCAGGAGGUUUCUGAUGGACUGAGUCUGUAGGUUAAAAAGAACUAAAUGUUUGAAUGGCAUGUAUUUCUGAAGAGCUUAGAGUGCCUUGUACAUUUUAUUCCUCUCACUUUCAUUCUUAAGAUUUGUCAACUAGGGGCCAAAUAGAUAGAAGGACCAUUCUUUCUUGAGUGGAGGUUGAGGCUGUGACGUGUCCAGGGUUACGAAACCUAUUUGGGAAGAACAGAAAUCAGUUCUCCAGAUCUGGAUUCAGAGUUUGUCCAGAUAUAUUUGGACAAAUGGUUUGAGCUAUUUUUUUUUUCAAAGGAAGAGUUCUUCCUUUGUGAUAACCUUUUGACAUUUGGGCAAGUAAUGGGAUCUUAGGUUUUCCAAAUUGGCAUUAGUUGCAGGAGUUAACAUUUUCUUUGGCUCUGAACACAUUCCUGUGUUGACACUUCGGAUGGGCAGCCAGCGUGCCUGUCCCUCCUGUUUAUAGCAUCAUUCUCUCCCCAUUUGUUAUUUAAUGUUGAGUCCUAAUAGCUUUGGAGUAUUAGGAUUCCCUUCACUUUCCUCUGCUGUUGUCUUAGUAAGAUCCACAAAAAUGCAUCAUCUUGUGUCUAUUGAUGGGCAGUAGCAGUAGCCAAGUUUAGAGUCUAAUGUCUGUAAAUAAGGGUGACUUAACAUCAUUAAACUGUUCAUUCUUACUAGUACAAGCAUCAUUUAGUAGUCUGAAGUCCCCGAGGCUCUUCCUUCUUACUGCUUCCCAGUAAGGGGUAGGGUAGUGUGCUCAAAGAAGUGUGUGAAUUGCUGGGGGCAGCCUCAUUUCAGGGGCCCAGUCUUCAGUGUAAACUUCAGAAGAAUGAGUGUUCCUGGAGUGACGCACACACUGUCUUAAGCUGUAACAUUUCCAUACUUUAUCUGCAUACAUGAAUCUUUAAAGGUGACACAGAUCUGCAGAUAAUAAUAUGUAACUAAGAGUGGUGGUACUGACUAAAACAGUGGCUGAAAGUCAGAAUGGAGCUGGCGAGACUACUAGUCUACAAAGCAGAAAGAAAUACCAUCUGACCUAUGCUAUGACUGGUUCCUUGCUCCUAGGUGUUUGUCUUAUCAGACACUCUACAAGCAGAUUUGAUGAAAGGGUUUACUCUCCAGCAUGCAGAAUGACUGUGGGCUCUGUUGUGGGACUGAGAACUUCUCUCUUACCUUGGGAGAUUCUGACCUGCCACACAGGAAUAAGCAGCUGAGCCACUCUCUCCUUCAGCUGAUCUUUUCAGGAGGUGAUCUUUUGUCUGUAGAGAAGUGUCAAGCAAUAGCACUGAUCCUUUGGCCCAAAUUCAGUAGAUCUGAUCACUAGGGCUUCCUUUGCACUUACUUGGCUCAAAGGAUCCAUUAUUUUGCACAAAGAAGCUGCCCAGGGUCUGUACCCAUAACUUAGGAAGGGCACUGCAAGAGAGGAGCAGGCCCUUCCCUCUGAAACUUCCUGUUUUAACAAUCAAUGGCAAAGAUGUUCAGCUCUAAUCUGAAGCUAAACAGGAGGUAAAAGUCUUGUCCGUGGCAAUUCAGAAUCUUGAGAAUUCUACCUCCUGGGUUUUUAGCUUCUUUCUGUGUCAAAGGUGCAUGAUCCUCCCCUCUCUUUUGGAUACCAUUUAAUGUCAUCUAGGUCCCCCCCCCCCAAAAAAAAAAACAGCUUUAUUGUUAGCCACCAAAGGAUUACGUCAUUCAGCAUUCCUACUUGGAUUAUGAUUAAGAUUAGGAUUGCUUUAUUUCUUCAUGCCUUAUCCCCUGUCUUAUUUUACCUGAAGUGUGGUAACUGAAAAGGGACCAUAUGGGAGUGACACCUCCCCCAUUUCCUAGAUUUGUGUUGAGAAAAAAGAUGUGCUCAAGACCAGUCUUGUUAUGUGAUCGUAAAGCCUACCCAAUAGAAAGUUCUUCUAAGUCAAAAACUAGGGUGAGAUCUUGACAAGUCCCUGGAUGUGAUAUAGAUGUGAACAGAUUGGUAAAGAACAAACAUUGGUAAAUAAAAAAGUCUGGGCAUGGUGGCACACACCUUUCAUCCCAGUACUCAGGAGGCAGAGGUAGGGGGAUUGCUGUGAAUACGAGGCCAGCCUGAGACUUAAUGCCAGGUCAGCAUGGGCUACAGCAAGACCCUACCUCAAAAAACAAACAAACAAACAAUAGAAGAAGUAGUAGUCAUCUGUAGAGAUGUUGGCAGAUGUUCACUGAAUUCUAGAACUUGAAGCCUCUGGGCUCUCAGCUGGUUUAAAUCCCCCUCUGUAUAAAUUAGAACACAGGGGGAUGACCCCAGUUUAAUGUUACUGUAAAGUGUGAAUUUAUGAGUACAGUAGAGGUAAAGUGAGUGAUAGUGGUGAUUUAUUUAAAAACAUAGUUUUAGGCUUUACUCUUCAGCCCAGACAUGUUUUACAAAUGACAGAGACUGAUCAUCUUAUCACACAUCCUUUCUCAGUUUAAUCACAUGUUCUUUAUUUCAGCCUUAGUAAAUUCCUUCUCAGCUCUUCAGUCCAGUAUGAGCAUACUGUUUUGAUGUGUAAAGUGCUGUUUUGUCCCAAUGUUGAACUUAGAACCAAGUAAUGGUUCAUUCAGACAUACGCUUAAAUAUACCAAAUUUAUAUUAGCUCAGAAUGUUGAGAACAAUAAUUUUCUCAGAAUUACUGUUGGUUAAUGGUAAAAGCAAUAGAAGUUCAGUGUUUUCAAAGUUCCAUUUCCACGAGUUAUGGAAAAAGCAAUAGUGAUAGUUCAUUAAAAAAAAAAAAAAUCCACUUGAGGGCUGGAGAGAUGGCUUACCAGUUAAGGCGUUUGCCUGCGAA